CGCAUGCGAGAGAUGGUCUGGGCGGGGCCAUGUUCAUCAUGGUAUAAGCUUCCUAAUGGAAAAGUCAUAGUUCCUUGGCCAGGGACAAUACUUCACUACUACGCCGCCACAGAGAUAGUAAGAUGGGAGGACUAUGAAAUAAGGUUUGAGAAUGAGAAGCAAAAGUUUGCAAGUUACGGAAAUGGUAUUACACGAGAAGGAUUUACUCUUGAUAGUAUACCUUGGCUGAACCACAAU
Fusarium redolens is the source of this 237-nucleotide messenger RNA. RefSeq lists its product as uncharacterized. The transcript has 2 exons. The annotation marks the transcript as partial. The record is from RefSeq and is a predicted model, not a curated record. Lineage: Eukaryota; Fungi; Ascomycota; Sordariomycetes; Hypocreales; Nectriaceae.